AUGUGUACAAUUGUGAAUAGAGAAUUCGAUCAUACAUUAAAUGACUACAAGAUUAAUUUGAAACUGGGUAGCGACAAUUUGUUAUCAAUCGACGUUGAAGAUAGUCAUCGAAAAACUCAAUAUCAUAAUUUAUAUUUAAAUUCAAAUUGUUCCUUGGUAACUGAUACAUUAUGUCAAACGAAUGAUGCACUGUAUGAACUAAUUAAAGAUUUACUAUUGACUAAAGACAACCAUGGUUAUAUAGCAAUAAAAGACAAUGGUAAAAGUGUUCAAAUACAAAUACAAACACAAUUAAAGAUGUUAGAUGUGAAUGAUUCAAAACAAUUACGAACAAUUAAACUUGAUUUGAAGCAAAUAGCACAAGUAGAUCAAUUAAAACAGACAAUUACGAAAUUACAACAACGUUUAGAACAUUUGGAACAUUAG
Didymodactylos carnosus is the source of this 426-nucleotide messenger RNA. The record is from the annotation of a GenBank genome assembly. Lineage: Eukaryota; Metazoa; Rotifera; Eurotatoria; Philodinida; Philodinidae.